AUGGAUGUUAAGUCUAAGUUUGGUGACGCUACUGCUAGUGUUCUGCAUGAUCGUGGUAAGCCGCCUGACCCGCUUGUUUCUUUUGCUAAUAAACCGACCAACGUAGAGGGAGCUGAUAGUAUGAAUGAACCUGUUGGUGAGGAGUUGCCGACACCUGGAACAGCACCUAUUCGUGGGAUCGGGUUAAGAGUUACUAACAUUGAAGGCAAUCCCUUAAUUCCGAGAAGAGGUAUGUUCUCUACAUCUAAUGUAUCGGUCUUGGACGGGCUGAUGAGUAUUUCCAAACCGAUUGAAAAUUUCUCCAAUGGUGAACCGUCCACGAUGGCUAAUAAGGUUACUGGGGCUGUUGUCAAGCCCAUGUCAUAUGCUGAGUCGGUAAAUGCAAAUAAUGGCAAAAAAGUGAAUUUUCGGUCGCUUGCUUGUUCUGUUAAUCAGGAGGGUUGUGAUGUUGUGUUACCGAGAGAAUCAGUACGGAUGGUCCAGGAUAAGUUGGCUAACACCCUUUAUGGGUACUUUUUGGGGGAUCGAGUUGCCUUCCCAGUGGUUGACUACUUUGUUCGGAUGAAUUGGAAGAAAUAUGGGUUACAAAAGACUAUGAUGAACGCUAAUGGUUUUCUCUUUUUCAAGUUUAGAGAUGAGGCUGGAAUAUCGAAUGUUCUUCAGGAUGGGCCAUGGAUUAUACGUUCUCAGCCUUUGUUUCUUAAUCAUUGGACCCCAACUACUAAACUCGAAAAGAAAGAGGUAACGAAAGUGCAAGUGUGGGUUAAAAUUCACGAAGUUCCUAUUGCGGCAUACACGGAGGAUGGCCUCAGCUUGAUUGCAACAACUAUUGGCGAACCAAAGAUGUUGGACUCGUUUACCACGUCAAUGUGUAUGGACUCUUGGGGACGUAGUAGCUACGCUAGAGCGUUGAUUGAAGUUUCAGCCGAUAGAGAAUUGCGAGAGGAAAAUACAAUGGCGAUACCUGAACUUGAUGGAGAGGGUUUUACAAAAGAAACGAUGUAUGUGGAGUAUGAAUGGAACCCGCAUCGUUGUGCUUCAUGUUGUGUCUUUGGCCACACGUCCGAGACUUGUCCAAAACUUCCUGUGAGAAAGGCUAAUAACUUGCAUCAGGUGCAAAAUCGGAAUGGUCCAAAGAACCCGAAAGGUAAAAAGUCUCCUGUUGUGGAUCAGGAGGGAUAUACAGGUGUGUAUGGGAAGAAAGCGGCCAAGAAAACUGGGAUACCCGUGAAUACACAGAAGCCUAAAUUUGAAUAUCGUCCGGUGGGACAAAAGUCAAAAGGAGAUUCUACUAAACCUAAGUCUCAGAACGGUAUGGAUGGUACUUCAAAUAAUAAUUCUUUUCGGUCAGCCAAUCCGUUUGAUGUUCUUAAUGAGGUGGAGGACGAACCGGGGCCUAGUAAAAGGCAACCGGACUUGAAUGAUGGGGACUCGGAUGAUGACGAUGUGGAGGAAAUUUAUGAUGAAAUGGAUGGGUUUAUAAUGGAUGGUACCCGGAAUAUAAAGAAUCACAAAGGGGCAAGCACUCCUUCUCCGAAAGUUACCAAUGAGUCUCAUGUGGAUGUCGGUAAGUUGGGCAAUGUGUGUAAAGCUGUGUUUCGUUCUUGGGAUUGGACUUCAAAUGGCGGGUGCUGUAACAAAGGUACAAGGAUAAUCAUUGGGUGGAACCCAGCUAUUUUUGAUGUUAUGAUCGUUGCUCAAUCUCCUCAGGUUAUGCAUUUACAGCUUGUGUUUAAAUUGGAUAAGAGAGUGCUUUUUUGUUCCAUUGUUUAUGCCGAUAAUUAUUAUGUUACGCGGAGGGAGUUAUGGCAUCUUCUGUCUAUGCAUAAGGUUUUUGUCGCGGAUCGGCCAUGGUGUAUUAUGGGUGAUUUUAACUCGGCUCUUAACAUAGAAGAUAAUUCGAUGGGUUCCUCAUCAAUUUUGAUUGGUAUGAGGGAUUUUCAGGAAUGUGUUGAUGACAUCGAAGUUGUGGAUAUUAAUCGUUCAGGUAUUCAUUUUACGUGGAGCCAAAAACCUAAAAACGGUGUGGGAUUACUAAAGAAAAUCAAUCGGGUAAUGGGAAACACUCCGUUUCUUACUGAAUACCCGAACUCGGUUGCCAUGUUCAAGCCAUAUAGACUUUCGGACCACUGCCCGUGUAUCUUGUCUAUUCCGGAAGCGUUAAAACUCAAACCAAGGCCGUUUAAGUUUGCUAAUUUUCUGGUUUUUAAACCAGAAUUUUUGGAGAUUGUUAAUAAACAUUGGAUAAUUAAUGUUGAUGGGGUUCACCAAUUUCGAGUUGUCAAGAAGUUAAAGUCGCUUAAACACCCGCUUCGGUCGUUGCUGUUUAAACAGGGUAAUCUCCACAAGAAAGUUGAAACUAUCCGUUUGAAAUUAGAUGAUAUUCAGCAAAAGAUUGACUUAGAGCCGCAUAAUGCUGAUUUGCGGAACGAGGAAGCUGCGGCUAGCCGUGAUCUUCAAGUUGCUAUGUUGGAUGAAGAGCGUUUUCUGAAACAAAAAGCUAAGGUAGAUUGGCUGAGUGCGGGCGACAUGAAUACGGCAUUUUUCCAUUCCUCUUUGAAAAUUCGUAAUCAUUGUAGUAGGAUCGAUAUCAUUAAAGAUACUCAAGGGAAUCUCUAUGAAGGUGAUAAUGUGUUUAAAGCAUUUGUCCAACAUUAUGAGAAAUUUUUUGGCAACAAAGAUGAUAUCUCCUUACAACCUACUCCAGAUUUAUUUCCGAAAGUUUUACCCCACAAUAUUGCUACGAGUAUGGUGCGGCUGGUUACGGAGGAGGAAGUUAAAAAGGCGAUGUUCUCCAUUGGCAAUGAUAAAGCUCCGGGUCCGGAUGGUUUUACGGCUGCGUUUUUCAAGAAUGCUUGGCCGCUAAUUGGUAAUGAUAUUGUUAAUGCCAUUAAAGAUUUUUUUGAUACUGGUAAUUUGCUUCGGGAGCUGAAUCAUACGCUUAUAGUUCUUAUUCCUAAAGUGCCAACGCCUAUGGUUGUUACUGAUUUUCGCCCGAUUGCUUGUUGUAACGUUCUAUACAAGUGUAUCAGCAAGAUAAUUGUUGAUAGGAUAAAGGGAGGUUUGAAUGAGAUUGUUAGCAUUAUUAAUCAAUCGGCAUUUGUCCCGGGCAGGAAAAUUUCGGACAACAUCUUAUUAACGCAAGAGUUAAUGCACAACUAUCAUCGAAAUGUGGGGCCUCCAAGAUGUGCGUUUAAGGUUGAUAUUCAGAAGGCGUACGACACGGUGGACUGGAGGUUUCUGAAAAGUGUGCUUCGUGGGUUUGGGUUUAACGAUAAUAUGGUGAGGUGGAUCAUGAUGUGUGUUUCCUCUACCUCAUUUUCGGUUUGUGUUAACGGCAUGGUUCAUGGGUUUUUCAGAGGUAAACGGGGGUUAAGGCAAGGGGAUCCUAUCUCUCCUUAUCUUUUCACUCUUGUCAUGGAGGUGUUGACGGGUAUUCUUCAGCACUCUGUUCGGAUAGAUUCCUCCUUCAAAUAUCAUAACAGAUGUGAAAAACAGCAGAUUAUAAAUCUUUGCUUUGCGGAUGAUCUGUUCCUUUUUGCAAGAGGGGAAGUGAACUCGGCCAAUUGUAUUAUGACCUCUCUUUCAAAAUUUUCUAAGAUGUCGGGCCUAGUGACUAACAACCAGAAAAGUACGGUCUUCUUUUGCAAUGUGAAAGAUCAUGUUAAACAGGAGAUUCUGGACAUUAUGCCUUUUGUGGAAGGUACGUUACCGGUCAAGUAUUUGGGUGUCCCUCUUAUUUCCUCUACGCUUAGGUACAGUGAUUGCCGUGUGCUCGUGGAAAAAUUAGAGAAACGUAUUAUGCACUGGAAGAAUAAAUUGUUAUCGUUUGCGGGGCGGCUUCAACUGAUUAUCUCAGUUCUCUCUUCAAUGCAUAUUUAUUGGUCCUCUGUGUUUUUGCUUCCUGUGCGGGUUGUUAAGGAGCUUGAAGCUAGAAUGAGAAAUUUCUUAUGGUCUCAAGAUGUGUCGUUCAAUAGAGGUAAAGCUAAAGUUUCGUGGAAAGUGGUUUGUGCUCCUAAGUAUGAAGGUGGUUUAGGCAUUAGACGGAUUGGGGAUAUGAAUAAAGCCCUGAUGGCGUCUCAUAUUUGGAGUAUUGUGAUGAAGCGGGAUUCUCUUUGGGUCAAGUGGGUUCACUCUUAUCGGCUUAAAGGAAAGAAUUUCUGGGUUUGCAAAGCUACUUCAAAUUCUACUUGGUCAUGGAGGAAAAUCAUUCAGUUGAGGCAUGUUAUUCGGAAAUAUGUUUGGUCCGAUGUGGGUAAUGGCCGUGAUACAUCAGCUUGGUUUGAUUUUUGGAGUGAUUUAGGCCCUCUUGGUGAUUUUCUGUCACCAAGGACUAUUACGGAUGCUGAUUUUCGGUUAGAUGACACUGUUUUCAAUAUUUUCUCUAACGAUACUUGGAAUUGGCCUGUCGCAUGGAGGGAUCUUUUCCCUGUUCUUAUUCAGCUGGAUCACUUUCGUUUAGACCCGUCAAAAUCUGACCGAUUGCUAUGGAAAGAUGGGAACGAAUGUCAGGAUUUCUCUUCGUCAGCCGUAUGGCACUCGGUUCGUCAUAGAGAAUCAGAGGUUGAUUGGUGUGGUAUUGUUUGGUUUGCUCAAUGUAUCCCUAGGCACGCGUUUAUGAUGUGGCUGAUUAUGAAGAGAAAGCUCCUUACUCAAGACAAGAUUCUGCAGUGGGAUUUCUCAAGGCGGAAAAACAUGAAUAUGAUGUGCUGUCUAUUGUGCUACGAGAACUUUGAUUCUCAUCAGCAUUUAUUCUUUGAAUGCAAAUUUUCGGACGAAGUCUGGAAUAUGAUUCGGGGUAAAGUGGGUAUGGAGGCUGUGUGUUCGAGAUGGGCGGAUAUCACCGAGUGGCUAUGUGCUCGCAUUCGGUCAAAGAAAGUGGAGAUUUAUGUCGCGAAGCUUCUAGUUGCGGCUGCUGCGUAUACGAUUUGGCAAGAGCGGAAUGCUAGACUAUUCAGAAACCAAUUACGUCCACCUGAAAUGGUGAAGGAUGCUAUUCUGAAAACUGUGAGAUACAAGCUGAUGGGAGCUAAGCUGAAGAUCAACGCUAGGGUGCGGAAGCUGCUUGGGGAUUGGGAUGUUGCAACUGAAACGAAAGAUGACGGAGGCUAA
Molecule: messenger RNA, 5112 nt
Organism: Helianthus annuus (common sunflower)
Lineage: Eukaryota; Viridiplantae; Streptophyta; Magnoliopsida; Asterales; Asteraceae
Exons: 2
Coding region: 1-5112 (1703 amino acids)
Source: RefSeq, a predicted model, not a curated record